AUGGUGCAACGUUCUCGCCAGCUCCUGGUGGAGAUGUACACGCGCCUGGUCGCGGACCAGGGCGCGCUCUCAACGCUGGCCGCGUCCGAAAAGCCGCUGCGUGUGUUUGCGCACGAUCUCGCUGCGCUCACGUCGUCCCCGGCGGAGGUGCUGGGCGAGACAGACGAAGAGAAGAAGGCGACCGACCAGUGGCUCGACGAGCUAGACGGUAUGAACGGCAGCUUGGAGUCGCUUAACAAAAAGCUCGAGUCGCGUACCUUCUUGAGCGGCAACAAGCCGACCGCCGCUGACUACUCGCUCUUUGCGUCGCUGUACGACGUCGUGUCUACGCUGCCGGCGCCGGCGCAGCAUGCUCACCCCUCGUUGGUGCGCUACUUCUCGCACAUGUCGCAUAUCUCGGCUGGUGCCAAGCUUGACCCGCCUGUGUCGCCGUUUGAGCCCGUGUUCGACGGUUUCCCGAAGAUUGAGCGCAAGGCAGAGCCUAAGAAGGAGAAGAAGGAGAAGAAGGGCGGUGAUGCCGAGGCGGCGAAGAAGGGCGAUGUGAAGGCUGCCGUGCCUGAAGCGGCUGCCGCCGCUGCCGUGUCGGAAGGCAAGGGCAAGAAGGAGAAGAAAGAGAAGAAGCCUGCAGCGCCUGCAGCGCCGGAGACGGGUCCUCAGCCCAGCAUGGUCGAUUUGCGUGUCGGUAAGAUUGUGAGCAUUGAGCGUCACCCUGAUGCGGAUGCGCUGUACCUGGAGAAGGUCGACUUUGGCGAGCCUGAGGGUCCGCGCCAGAUCUUGUCGGGUCUUGUGAAGUUCGUGCCGAUUGAGGAGAUGCGGGACCGCUGGGUCGUGGGUGUGUGCAACUUGAAGCCGGCGUCGAUGCGUGGCAUCAAGAGCUACGGUAUGCUUCUCUGCGCCACGGCCAAGGAUGGCAAGGACGAGGGUGUGGCCCCUGUAUCCCCGCCGGCGGACAGCCAGGUGGGUGACCGUGUCUAUGUGGAAGGCUACGAGGGUAUGGAGCCGCUCGAGCAGAUGAACCCGAAGCGCAAGAUCUUCGAGGCUAUUCAGCCCAAGUACACAACGACCGACGCCAAGGAGUGUGCGUGGGUCGGCCCUGGCCCUGAUGCGCCGGAAGGUGAGGCGACGCCGCGUCUUUUGCGCCUCUUUUCUGUCGCCUCCACAUCACAUGCACGGUUGUCCGUCCAGAGGCACGUGCGAUCUGUUUGUUUGUCUACCAUGUCGGACGUGACAGAACUCCGUGCGAAGUACGAAGCGGCUGGCCAGUCGCAUGUAUUCACCUACUGGGACACCUUGUCGCAGGAAGAGAAGGAUGCUUUGGCUCAGCAGCUACGUGCCAUUGACCCUGCGCGCAUGAACAAGGUCGUUGCGCAGGCGCUGGAAGCGGACGAAGCUGCGCGGGAGGCGAAGGAUGCCAAGGUAGAACCGCCGCCUGUGUCGAGUAUGGUAUCGACGGUCGGUGAUGAGGAGAGCGCUGCGAAGUACCGCAAGAUCGGUCUCGAUGCGAUUGGGGCCGGCCAGGUAGGUGUGUUGCUGUUGGCCGGUGGUCAGGGCACGCGUCUUGGCUCCUCGGCCCCCAAGGGCUGCUACGAUAUCCAGCUGCCCAGUCAUAAAAGCCUGUUCCAGUUGCAGGCUGAGCGUAUCAGCAAGCUUCAGCAGCUGGCUCGUGCGCAUGCGAAGCGCGAGGAUGUGGUCGUGCCCUGGUACGUCAUGACCUCGGGCCCGACCCGUGCGCCGACUGAAGCGUUCUUUACAGAACACAAGUUCUUUGGCUUGGAUCCUGCCAAUGUGAUCUUCUUUGAGCAGGGCACACUUCCCUGUAUCUCGAACGAAGGCAAGAUCAUGCUUGAUGACAAGGGCAAGGUCGCUACGGCGCCUGAUGGCAAUGGUGGUUUGUACGCUGCCUUGCGUGCGCCGACCAGUGCUGGAAAGCCGUCCGUGAUUGACGAUUUGCAGCGUCGUGGUAUUCAGUACCUGCAUGCUUAUGGUGUAGACAACUGCCUGGUCAAGGUCGGCGAUCCUGUGUUCUUGGGCGUGUGCAUUUCGAAGAAGGUAGGCGCAGGUGUCAAGGUCGUGAAGAAAACCGACCCGGCCGAGUCGGUGGGUGUCGUGGCGCGCAAAGAUGGUGCUUUCAGUGUCGUGGAGUACUCGGAGAUCCCACCUGCGCUGAGUGAGGCGCGAGGUGAGGACGGCGAGCUGCUCUUCCGCGCGGCGAACAUUGCCAACCACUUUUACACGACUGAGUUCCUCGCGAACGAUGUGCCGUCGUUUGAGGAGAAGAUGGCGUACCAUGUCGCCCGCAAGAAGAUUCCCUCUGUGGAUCUGGCUACUGGCGAGCGUGUAAAGCCAUCGUCGCCGAACGGUAUCAAGCUGGAGCUUUUCAUCUUCGACGUGUUCCCCUUCUGUGCCGACUUGGCCAUCCACGAAGUAGAACGUCGCGAAGAGUUCAGCCCGUUGAAGAAUGCCAGUGGCACAGCGUCGGACAACCCAGAGACGUCGCGCCGCGAUUUGCUUGCACAGCAGCGCCGCUGGCUGCAGCAAGCCGGCGCCUCGGUCGCAGACGACGUGGAUGUCGAGCUGAGUCCGCUGGUGACGUACGCUGGCGAAGGUCUCGAGCGUGCUCAAGGCCGUACGUUUGCCGAGUCGGGCAACGUGGAGUCGUUGUAG
Messenger RNA from Malassezia pachydermatis, 2664 nucleotides. Its product is annotated as udp-n-acetylglucosamine pyrophosphorylase. NCBI's taxonomy places the organism in Eukaryota, Fungi, Basidiomycota, Malasseziomycetes, Malasseziales, Malasseziaceae. Gene Ontology annotation, molecular function: UDP-N-acetylglucosamine diphosphorylase activity; tRNA binding. The record is from RefSeq and is a predicted model, not a curated record. Gene Ontology annotation, biological process: UDP-N-acetylglucosamine biosynthetic process. Bases 1 to 2664 code for a protein of 887 amino acids. The transcript is spliced from 3 exons.